Chara braunii is the source of this 789-nucleotide messenger RNA. The record is from the annotation of a GenBank genome assembly. Lineage: Eukaryota; Viridiplantae; Streptophyta; Charophyceae; Charales; Characeae.
CCUUAGAGAGUCAGUCAGUAGGUCAGUGUCCGGGUAGGUCUAAGUGGUGAGGAGUGGGACUCUUGUCGUGCACCUGACACCACGAUGGAUGACUAUCCGAUGUAUGGGUUGCUCGUUGGGUUCUCCUAUUGGGGGACCCUGUGGCGUCUCCUCUUUCCCCUGGGGUUCUGGCACACUUUUACGUGUAGAGUAGACACCCGGGGUGGGACCUCCACUAGGCCAUAUACGAAGGAGGAAGAGGAGAAGAUGGCCGUCAUUCUGAGAGAGAGAAAGGAGAAGAAAGAGGCCAAGAAGAAGGCCCUACAGGAGGAGCAGGCGGCCAAGUUGAAGAAGAUAGAGGAAGAGAUGGCCAGAGAGAAGGAGAUAAUAAAGAAAGAAGAAGAGGACAAGCUGAAAGAGGUGGAAGAGGAAGAAGAAGAGGGACCGCCACUGGAAAGAAGGAGAGGGCAGCAUAGUGGCAGCAAGGAUGAAGAAAUGGAGAAGCGGAUUUCGGAGUGGGUCGCCAACUUAUCUCUGGGCGAAGAAGAAGAGGUAACUAUGUAUAUCCCCAAGGAUGAGCAAGAGGCCGCUGUGAAGAAAUGGGAAGCAGAAGAAGAUGUUCUGAAGCGGCAGGCGAUGGAAGAUGAGAUGAGGAUGGUGUCGAAGCUCGCAAUGAUGAGGGAGAAGAAAAGAAGAGUGGAGGCGGCGAGUGCAGCAAUGUAGGAAUUGGCGGAGGUACGGACUUUAACUACUCAGUUGACCACCCAGGUAGACCUCCAGCAAAAGGUACAGAUCAUCGCCCAGAGCGUC